Fusarium odoratissimum NRRL 54006 is the source of this 471-nucleotide messenger RNA. RefSeq lists its product as uncharacterized. The transcript has a single exon. The record is from RefSeq and is a predicted model, not a curated record. Lineage: Eukaryota; Fungi; Ascomycota; Sordariomycetes; Hypocreales; Nectriaceae. The coding region runs from base 1 to 471 and encodes 156 amino acids.
AUGGGCUACGUGGUUUCCGAGGAAAUAAAUAGGCCGGCAUCAGCUCCGCAGCCACAUGACCCCUCCUCACUCCCCCCCAAUCCUGCGGAAUGGCUUCCCCUUGCAUCCUGGAGCGAUCCAAAUACCCCUGAUGUUGGCGACUUGUUCGAGGACGCAUGUCUCUUGAUGGAAGAAAAGGAGACAAACAAACAAACAGACCUCUAUGAGCUUCCCCCUGCCGACAGUACCUCUCUGCUCGCAAGCUAUCGAGAUUUUAUCCUAUAUGGAGAGCAAGACUGUUUCAAUGAUCUUAGAUCACCGUUCUUCAAGCAGGCCUUUGUAAUGCCGGAAGCUCAAGACGACGAUGGGUCAAUAAGCGACGAUGACGGUAAAUGUUAUUGCGGAUUUUGUAAGCCCUUUUGGCAAGAUGAUGCAGAGCAAGACGAGGAUUUGUGGAUUGGGGAAAAUGGAGAAGUCGCUAGCGCUGCGUGA